Molecule: messenger RNA, 882 nt
Organism: Phalaenopsis equestris
Lineage: Eukaryota; Viridiplantae; Streptophyta; Magnoliopsida; Asparagales; Orchidaceae
Product: probable aquaporin NIP-type
Exons: 5
Biological process (GO): transmembrane transport
Cellular component (GO): membrane
Molecular function (GO): channel activity
Source: RefSeq, a predicted model, not a curated record
GUGGUUUCAGUAUUUCUGGCAACGUACACAUUUACGUUCGUUGGAUGUGCGUCGCUUUAUAUGGAAAAGCGAGGCGAAGUCACGUUUAUAGGCGUCUGUCUUGCAUUGGGUGGAAUGGUUACGGCGAAUAUAUACACGUAUGGACACAUAUCAGGCGCUCACAUCAAUCCGGCUAUCACAUUCGCUUAUGCUGUUGUCGGCCAAUUCCCAUGGAAGCAGGUUCCGUUUUAUUUUUUGGGCGAGUUUGUAGGAUCCAUAAUGGCGAGCUUAACAUUAAAAUGGAUUUUUGAUGGGGAAAGUCCGGAGUUGAUGCUAACCCAACCGGCUGAGCUGAAUCCUGCAAGUGAUCUUAAGGUGUUAGUUUUGGAGGUCAUCAUCACUUUCAUCUAUGCCUUGAAUAAUUGUAGUUCCAGAAUGGAUUCAAGAGGGUUUAAAGAGCUCGGUGGAGUGGCUGUUGGAAUUACUGUCUUCUCUCUUGCCUUGGUUGUUGGAAAAGUUACUGGAGCUUCAAUGAAUCCAGCAAGAUCACUUGGCCCAGCAAUCGUAGUAUGGAAUUUUCACAAGAUUUGGAUCUACUUGAUAGCACCUAUAAUUGGUGCUGUUUCAGCAACAACGCUUUAUUUCUUCCACCUUUAUCCUUCACAAUUUAAUGGAGACAACAAGCAACAGAGCUCAUCAAUUUUUGAUGUUGGCACUAUAAAUGAAGUUUUCUUAAAUGAUGAUGUGGACAUUAGUAGGUUCUUCACCUUACUUCAAGAGCAUCACCUUCAAAUUCUCCAAAUCUUCAAGGUUCGGGGUAUGCAUCGAGUUGGAGACAUGUUCGAGAUAGUCGGUCAAAGGGAUAAGCAGCCUUCUUCGAUGUAUGAGGACCUCUGGGAUUAG